CAGAUUCCAAUCGGUCCCUGGGCCAAGGACCCUACACUCAAGGAGCUAGGCCGCUUCGAGCAGCUGCACAUGCAGAUGUCGGUCGCCUCGCACGCCCCGGCCCUCUUCACAAGGGUCUUCGCUUGGCCUCGGGAGCAGGUCCAGCUGCUGAUCGAGGGCGUCAAGCGCGAGUUCCGAACAAGGGACCUGAGACUGAUCACGAGCUAUCGCUUCGUAAUCGGGAGGAGCCCU
Thermothelomyces thermophilus ATCC 42464 is the source of this 231-nucleotide messenger RNA. RefSeq lists its product as uncharacterized. The annotation marks the transcript as partial. NCBI's taxonomy places the organism in Eukaryota, Fungi, Ascomycota, Sordariomycetes, Sordariales, Chaetomiaceae. The transcript has a single exon. The record is from RefSeq and is a predicted model, not a curated record.